Molecule: messenger RNA, 1626 nt
Organism: Theobroma umbraticum
Lineage: Eukaryota; Viridiplantae; Streptophyta; Magnoliopsida; Malvales; Malvaceae
Product: flavonol 7-O-beta-glucosyltransferase UGT74F1-like
Molecular function (GO): quercetin 3-O-glucosyltransferase activity; quercetin 7-O-glucosyltransferase activity
Source: RefSeq, a predicted model, not a curated record
UAGUAGCCUACCAAGCUUUGGAGAGAGAAAAAAACAAAAGAUGGAGAGCAAGGUUGACAAACCACAUGUGAUAGUGCUUCCUUACCCAAUUCAAGGUCACAUAAACCCAAUGAUCCAAUUCUCCAAACGCUUGGCUUCUAAAGGGCUCAAAGCCACCCUAGCCAUCACAGUCUUCAUCUCCAACACCAUGAAGCCUGAAUCCUCAGGCUCCGUCCAAAUAGACACGAUCUCUGACGGCUACGAUGCCGGAGGCUUGGCGGCAUCCGGGGGCAUCCAAUAUUACCUCCCACGGCUAGAAGCCAUUGGGUCAAAGACCUUAGGCGAGCUCAUCAUAAAACAUAAAAAAACUUCCCACCCUAUUGAUUGCAUAAUUUAUGAUGCUGCGAUGCCAUGGGCUUUGGAUGUAGCCAAACAAUUUGGCUUACAGGGAGCAGCCUUUUUCACUCAAAUGUGCGCUGUUAAUUACAUUUACUAUAAUGUUCAUCAUAAAUUAUUGAACCUCCCAAUUUGUUCAACGCCUAUCUCCAUCCCUGGAUUGCCAUUGCUUCAGCCUCGAGACUUGCCAUCCUUCAUUUGCUCUUCAGAAGGGUCAUAUAUAGCUUACCUUGGAAGGGUACUGAAUCAGUUUAAGAACAUUGACAAAGCUGAUUUCAUUCUUGUCAAUACUUUCUACAAGUUAGAAAAUGAGGCAGUGGAUUCCAUGUCAAAGGUUUAUCCAUUACUGACAAUUGGACCAACAGUUCCAUCUGUCUACUUGGACAAACGAGUAGAAAAUGACAAAGCUUAUGGUCUUGAUCUCAUCGACUUUAACUCCUCCACAAGCAGCGAUUGGCUAAGCACCAAAUACCCAGGGUCCGUGAUUUAUGUAUCCUUUGGGAGCGUGACCAGUCUAAGCAGCAAGCAGAUGGAGGAAAUUGCUAGGGGCCUGAACAACAGCAAUUUCUACUUCUUGUGGGUGGUUAGAGCCUCGGAGGAAGCAAAGCUCCCAAAGGGGUUCAAGGAAGAGAGCGGCGAGAAGGGCUUGAUAGUGAACUGGAGUCCUCAGUUGGACGUGCUAUCGAAUGAAGCCGUGGGGUGCUUUUUUAGUCAUUGUGGAUGGAAUUCAACGACCGAAGCUUUGAGCUUGGGAGUGCCAAUGGUUGCAAUGCCGCAAUGGACGGACCAGACGACGGUUGGUAAGUAUAUUGAGGAUGUUUGGAAGGUGGGGGUCAGAGUUAAGAUUGAUGAUGACAGCGGAAUUGUGAAUAGAGAAGAAAUUGAGUCCUGCAUAAGGCAAGUAAUGGAGGGAGAGAGAGGAAAAGAAAUAAAAGAAAAUGCUAAGAAAUGGAGGGAGUUGGCCUUAGAGGCAGUUGGUGAAGGAGGAACUUCGGACAGGAACAUUGAUGAAUUUAUGUCAAAGCUCAGACGCACUACCUAGCAAGUCAGUGGUGUUGAUCAAUCUGAAAUCACUGGGGAAAAAAGGACUGAUAUAAUUAAAUAAGAUAAUAAUGAUAUUUAUAAUUAAGGAAUUUGUCAAAGUGCUCUGAUGUUGCUAAACUUUCAUUCUGUUUUUUCCUUCCUGCUUUGCGCUAGCGUUCCAGUUGUGUGUUGUAUUGUCUAGCACUGAAAUAAAAGUUUUUUUUAUGA